Messenger RNA from Suillus subaureus, 840 nucleotides. RefSeq lists its product as uncharacterized. The record is from RefSeq and is a predicted model, not a curated record. NCBI's taxonomy places the organism in Eukaryota, Fungi, Basidiomycota, Agaricomycetes, Boletales, Suillaceae. The coding region runs from base 1 to 840 and encodes 279 amino acids. The transcript has a single exon.
AUGAGGAUGUUCACAAAUGCUCUUAUUAUGCAGAAAGCAUAUGCUGAGGAAAAAAGUGAUCUUUUCUUUGACUAUACCUCCGUCAUACAGAGGAUAUGGAUCGGUUACUCUGUAGAAUCUGGAUUACAAGACUAUGAGCUUGCUUCAGAAAUGAGCAUGCUGGUGCCAGUUUUACUGGCCACACCAGCACUUGCAAUUGAGUGCCACUAUUUAGUGCUUGUUAUUCAGAGCAUGGAAGAUGCGUCAACCUCCCAUGCAGAUCCCAAUGUCGACCACGGACCCUCCCCUUUUCCUGGAAAAACCCAGAGUCUAAUGAUAAUGGGUCACGUCACCUGCAAUAUGAUCUUCCACAACAUUCAAAAAGGAUCCAUUUUCCUUGCAUCAAUCCCCCAUCUCACCUACCUGAUCGAUCUGCACUAUGACUCAGACAAUUUUUGCGACGUCAGCAGGGGCUUAAAACCCCCAUCAUUCCUGCUAUAUUGGUGGUUGCUGGACAUUCCGUGGACUUGUAUGAAGAACCUUGAAACUUUUUCAGUAGUCUACCCGCAUCUGGCUGAGCCCUACAAGACAUGUUCAUAUAUCGAUCACACAAAGGGAGUAGACUUGCAUGUGGAGUGGCUCACGGUGUCUGCUCCCCUCUACAGGCAGGACCCUGUAUCUUUCCUGUGGAUGGAACCACCGUUUCCUGUGACACAUCCUGGGCAGAAGAGGAUUCAAUUGGAUGGUGUUUCCUUUGAGGUCACAGACUAUUGCGAACACUUUUGGCAGUUCUAUUAUACAUGGGAUAAACCUUGGUCCUGCGGGAUAACUGACGGAUCUGAGGGGUAUCGGGUGUUAUGA